AUGGAAGGUAGAAUAAAAUGCAAACAUGUCCUCUCCUCAGAGCCACAACUCUCUCAGAGCUGUAAACUAUCUCGGCCCUGCUGUGCAGAUAGCAGGUCACUGCUGAGCUCCAAGGCCCCCCAGGUUAGUGGGGUGAGAGUUCAGCUGGAGAUGCAUGCCCUUUGGCAGCAGUUUGAUCGGCUUGGCACAGAGAUGAUAGUUACCAAAGCUGGAAGGAGGAUGUUUCCCACUUUCCAAGUUCAUAUUUCUGGGAUGGACCCUGCUUCUGAAUAUGUCUUGCUGAUGGACUUCAUCCUUGUUGAUGAUAAAAGAUACAGAUAUGCGUUCCAUAGCUCGUCCUGGCUAGUGGCAGGAAAAGCAGAUGCUGCAGCACCGAGCAGGAUGCAUUUUCACCCAGACUCACCUGCACGUGGAGCCCAGUGGAUGAAGCAGACAGUGUCCUUUGAUACUUUGAAGCUCACCAACAACCUGCUGGAUGACAAUGGACAUAUGAUUCUGAACUCAAUGCAUCGCUACCAGCCGCGCUUUCAUGUGGUCUAUGUGGAUCCAGGCCCCAAUAGCCACUUAAAUGCUCACAAGAACUUUUGCUCCUUCUCCUUCCCAGAGACCCGCUUCAUGGCUGUGACAGCGUAUCAGAAUCACAGAAUCACACAACUGAAAAUUGCCAGCAACCCCUUUGCCAAAGGCUUCAGAACUUCUGACACUCAAGAUUGGUGA
Molecule: messenger RNA, 717 nt
Organism: Sphaeramia orbicularis (orbiculate cardinalfish)
Lineage: Eukaryota; Metazoa; Chordata; Actinopteri; Kurtiformes; Apogonidae
Product: T-box transcription factor TBX1-A
Exons: 6
Coding region: 1-717 (238 amino acids)
Biological process (GO): cell fate specification; regulation of transcription by RNA polymerase II; positive regulation of DNA-templated transcription
Cellular component (GO): chromatin; nucleus
Molecular function (GO): RNA polymerase II cis-regulatory region sequence-specific DNA binding; DNA-binding transcription factor activity, RNA polymerase II-specific
Source: RefSeq, a predicted model, not a curated record